AUGUAAUUGUAAUAUAAUAUAUAAUUUCACCUGUUGUCUAGAUCUUUUAAGAUUCUUUAAUUCUAAAACACAAAGUGGUUGUUGAUUCUGUUGAAGUACUGACUAGCCUAUUUUCUGAAAGUUCAAGCAUAAUUUAUUGGAGAGAAUUAAUGCCGUGCAUACACUUUUAGGAUUGCCUUUCAAGUGAGCAUUUAACAAAAUACAUCCCAAGGCAAGCUCAUCUGAUCAUGUUUUAUGCAUGGUUUUCAGAGAGUGAAAAUCACUCCCCAGGGGUAUUGUAAUUAGAAGAUAGGCAUAGGGAUAGAAAAUAGUGUUGAGUUCCUAUUCUAGAUUUAUAAUCACUGUAUGCCAGGGAUGUACCCUUAGCACGUUUGGCAUAUUUUUAAGGAACUCUGAGACCAUUUGGAUCUUGGGAAGACGUUUCAUUAAUUUGUUCUUUUUUAUGUGUGUAUAUAUAUACAAUUUACUCAGUUUUUUUUUUCUUUAGUUACAAGUUACCAUACGGACUAAAAACGUAGAAAAGCCUCAUAAAUACCUUACUUUUCUAAAAUUCCAUAGAAUUGUUUUGUUAUGGACCUGGCAGAAAGAGUUCGUCUGAGGGUUUUUUUUUUUUUUUUUAAGUUCUUUAUUUUGAUUUUCAUUAAAAAAUCCGCUUCAUUUCAAGUUUCUCUUCCUGGAGUCAAUUACAUGGAUUUCACCCUGUGGUAACUUUUGAAGAAAUGUAACUCGCUGUCUUUCCUGGGUCUUCUUUUCAAAGCAGGUCCAUUUCCCUUACUUAGAAUCUUAGCACUCACUCUUGGGGCGCCCCGAAAAAGCACCUUGGCACCUCCCACUUGGGGCGGGAACGAAUCACAAGCUUCUGCAAAGUUGAUGGACGGGACGGUACUGAGCCAAGCCUCGUUGCUGUCAUCGCUGGACACUGGCGAUUGGUUGCGGGGGUACGGCGCGGAACCAAUGGGAGCGGCUUCCCGGGAGAGUCCGUGGAGCGCGCGGGAAAGAGACCAAUAUAAACUGUGGCGGGAGAUUCGUUUUCGGGUCCUUGUCCAGUUAAACACCCUCGGUUGGGAAGUCAUUGAUUGCUCACCUCUCCUCGCGUUUGAAUAUGGUGCGGACUAAAGCGGACAGUGUCCGAGGCACCUACAGAAAAGUGGUGGCUUCUCGAGCCCCCAGGAAGGUGCUUGGUUCCUCCACUUCUGCCAGUAAUUCCGCAUCGCUUUCGUCGAGGAAAGUUGAAAAUAAGUAUGCCGGAGGGAAUCCAGUUUGUGUGCGCCCAACUCCCAAGUGGCAAAAAGGAAUCGGAGAAUUCUUUGGGCUGUCCCCUAAAGAUUCUGACAAAGAGAAUCGAAUUCCUGAAGAGGCAGGAAGCAGUGGCUUAGGAAAAGCGAAAAGAAAAAAAUGUGAGUCCCCAAUUGGACUGACUUACAGAGAAUCUGAAGGAUUUCACCAGAUAACAAAUGCUAAUAUUAAAUCUGCUGGGAGUUUCACGUACAAGACUGAAGAGAGACAAACAUUGAAAAUUAAUGAUGUGACCAGGGGCACCUGGCUGGCUCCAACUUCAACUCAGGUCAUGAUCUCACGGUUCGUGAGUUUGAGCCCCAUGUCUGGCUCUGUGCUGACAGCUCAGAGGCUGUAGCCUGCUUUGGAUUCUGUGUCUUCCUCUCUCUGCUCCUCCCUUGCUCAAGCUCUGUCUCUGUCUCUCAAAAAUGAAUAAACAUUAAAAAAAAAUUUUUUUUAAAGAAAUAGACACUCCAUGAAAUUUUUGGUUCAUGUUUUCACACACUGAUGCUUAAAUGUUACAGUAUCCAGUAUGGCCAUAAUAGGCUUAAGAUGUGUUAAAUCGGGGCACCUGGGUGGCUCAGUCGGUUGAGCGACCAACUUUGGCUCAGGUCAUGAUCUCAUAGUUUGUCAGUUCGAGCCCUGCAUUGGGCUCUGUGCUGACAGCUCAGAGCCUGGAGCCUGCUUCUGAUUCUGUCUCCCUCUCUCUGUCCCUCCCCCACUCAUGCUCUGUCUCUGUCUCAGAAAUAAAUAAACAUUAAAAAAAAAAAAAGUGUUAAAUCAAGUUAAACCUUAUUUAUUUAUUUGUUUGUUUGUUUAUUUAUUUAGUACAAGUGGGAAAGGGGCAGAGAGAGAGAGAGAGAGGAAAAGAGAAAAAUCCCAAGCAGGCUCCAUGGGGCUCAAUGCAGGGCUUAUCAUGAACCAUGAUAUCCUUACCUGAGUUGAAAUCAAGAGUUGGAUGCUUAACUGACUAAUCCUCCAGGCACCCUAGAUUUUUUUUUUUUUUUAAGUAAUCUCUACACUCAAUGUGGGGCUCAAACCUAUAAUCCCGAGAUCGAGAGUCACGGGCUGACUCAUCAAUGCUCCACGGACUGAACCAACCAGGCAUACCUUUUUGGCAAUCUUUACACCCAACAUGGGGUUCAAACUUAACAACUCUGAAGUCAUGAGUUGUAUGCUCUUCUGACUGAGCCAGCCAGGC
This is a messenger RNA of Panthera uncia (snow leopard), 2476 nucleotides long. RefSeq names its product PCNA clamp associated factor (gene PCLAF). Lineage: Eukaryota; Metazoa; Chordata; Mammalia; Carnivora; Felidae. The record is from RefSeq and is a predicted model, not a curated record. The transcript is spliced from 4 exons. The coding region runs from base 1103 to 1633 and encodes 176 amino acids. Gene Ontology annotation, cellular component: nucleus. Gene Ontology annotation, molecular function: chromatin binding. Gene Ontology annotation, biological process: translesion synthesis; regulation of cell cycle.